This is a messenger RNA of Neltuma alba, 1911 nucleotides long. Its product is annotated as anthocyanidin 3-O-glucosyltransferase 7. Gene Ontology annotation, molecular function: quercetin 3-O-glucosyltransferase activity; quercetin 7-O-glucosyltransferase activity. The transcript is spliced from 2 exons. Bases 459 to 1850 code for a protein of 463 amino acids. The record is from RefSeq and is a predicted model, not a curated record. Lineage: Eukaryota; Viridiplantae; Streptophyta; Magnoliopsida; Fabales; Fabaceae.
GAGGCUUUGUUUUUUUCUCAUAAGUAUUAAUUUAGAUUUGUUUAAUCAUAUAAUUUAUUUUUUGUUUUAUUCCUGGUUAAUUAUAUAUUUAUCUUAUUUCUUUUUUCACUCGUUUUCUUUCCUACUCGUGCUCUCUGUGAAUAAGGUGUUUAUAAAAAAUAAGUUAUUUAUUGUCUUUAAUCAAAUUUUAACCAAAUUGCCUAAUUCUUAUACUUAGAGAGGUGGCAGAGGCUGAUGAAACUUCCCUGAUAUUUUUGUAUCAAUCCUUCUAUUGAAUGUUGGUCGAAGUUCGUUAUUCGAAAAAAGAAAUUGAUUUAUGAUGACGGGUACAUCAGGGUCUUCAUUGGACCGCAGAUCCCAUAUAAUGCCGGCGUCAUUUCAAUGAAAAUCCCACAACUUGUUUUAACUCUGGUCGUCUUCAUAUCUCCGUUCUGUUCUCACCCACAACCACCACCGCCAUGGACGGAGCCGGGUCUGAUCGGAACAGACACGUGGCAGUCUUCGCUUUCCCCUACGGCACCCACGCCGCCCCUUUGCUCAACCUCGUCGUCAAGCUGGCACGUGCGGCCCCGCACUCGACUGUAUCCUUCUUCACCACCCAACAGAGCAAGCAUUCCCUGUUAUCUUCCAAAUUCAGCAACACCAUCCCACAAAACAUCAAGUUCUUCGCCGUCUCCGACGGCAUCCCCGCCGGGCUCGACCUCGCCCACCACCACCCUUCGCGGCGGUUGGACUUCUUUCUCGAAGCCGGUCCUCAGAACCUGAAACAGGCUGUGAGUUUGGCAGUUUCAGAGACUAAAAUGAGAGUGACCUGUGUGAUUUCUGAUGCGUUCGUGACUUCUUCUCUUGUUCUUGCUCAAGAGUACGGUGUGCCUUGGAUUGCUCUCUGGACUUCGUAUACUUGCUCUCUCUCUGCUCACUUUUACACCCAAUUGAUCCGCGAAAAGCACCGCCUUGGUAGUGAUGAAAAUGGAAGCUUGGCCUUCAUUAAUCCUGGCUUCUCCAAGUUCCGAACCCAGGAUUUACCAGAAACAAUUAUACUCACAGACGGAGAAAAAGAAGAAGAAUCUGCGUUUUCCAAAAUGCUAGCUUCAAUGGGAAGAGUGCUUCCAGAAGCCCAGGCAGUGGUGGUUAACUUCUACGAGGAACUAGACCCACCUGAAAUGGUUGAGGAUCUGAGAUCAAAGAUGAAGGCUUUAGUGUACGCAGGUUUUCUGAAUCUCUCCCUCCCACUUCCCCCUCCGCCGCCGGCGAACACCGACGAAACAGGAAGCUUGUUGUGGCUAGAUCAGCAAAGUGCCAAGUCAUUAGUAUAUAUCAGCUUAGGAACAGUGGUUUCACCUCCUCCUCACGAGCUAGCCGCCGUUGCAGAGGCACUGGAAGAACUCGAAGAUGUUCCAUUUCUGUGGUCACUUAAGGAUCAUUCAAAGGCGCUUCUUCCAAAAGGGUUUCUGGAAAGAACAAGCAGGAAGGGGAAGGUAGUUCCAUGGGCUCCACAAACCCUAGUUUUAGCUCAUGAAUCAGUGGGAGUUUUCGUGACCCAUGGCGGGUGUAACUCAGUGAGCGAGUCACUGUCGAGUGGCGUCCCCAUGAUUUGCAGGCCUUACUUUGGAGAUCAGCUUAUGGCGGCGAGAAUGGUGGAGGAUGUUUGGGAGGUUGGUGUGAAGAUAGAAGGUGGGUUGUUCACUAAGAACGCGUUGAUCAGGAGCUUGGAGGUCGUUCUGAAGCAGAAAGAAGGGAAGGUGAUGAGAAAGAAGGCUGAGAAAUUGAAGAACCUUGUGAUUGAGGCAGCGGGGCAAAAUGGGAAAACUGCAAAAGAAUUAAAAUCGUUGGUUGAAAUAAUCUCUUGAAGAAAUCAUGAAAAUGAUCGAAGCAUGAUGCUGCCGCGAUUUGUUUCCCUGUUUGUACCUU